GGAUGUGUGCUGUGGCUGACAACCUUCCAGUCCGUCGCAACAACAGCGGCAGCUGCAGCUGUAGCAGUGUAUUUAUAAUCGCAGCAGCCGAGGGUAGCGAAGUGAGCCGGAGGACGGAGAGAGAGAAAGGAUUUACGGAUCCCGACCAAGCAUGGCUACCCAGACGACAGCAUCAUGCACUGGAUCCACUCUUUUGCAGCCAAUCAGCGAAAUUAUCAAUCUCCCUGUCGACCAGGUAAACUUUGUGGCAUGUCAGCUCUUUGCCCUGCUGAUGGCUGUGUGGUUUCGGAUCUACCUCCACCCCAGUAAGACCAGUCCCUUCAUCAGACAUGUGGUGGCCACUCUGCUGGGCUUCUACUUGGCUCUUUUCUGCUUUGGCUGGUAUUCCCUCCAUUUCCUGGUGCAGAGUGGUCUGUCCUACAGUGUGAUGGUCUUCGCUGGCCUGGAGCACAUGCACAAGUACUGCUUCAUCGUGACACUCAGCUAUCUGAUCUUGUGUCAGAUCACACGAGUCUACGUGUUUGACUACGGCAUGUACUCUGCAGAUUUUACAGGGCCCAUGAUGGUCAUAACACAGAAGAUAACCAGCUUGGCGUUUGAAAUACACGAUGGUUUGACCAAGCGAGAGGCGCAGCUGACUCCAAGUCAGAAAUACCUAGCUAUCAGUCGGAUGCCCAGCUUGCUGGAGUACCUGAGCUACAACUGUAACUUCAUGGGCAUCCUGGCAGGGCCCACCUGCUCCUACAACGACUACAUGGCCUUCAUUGAAGGCACAUGCUACCAGCCACGCCACCAGGAGAACGCCAACGGCAAGGAGAAUGGGAAGUACAAGCAAAGUGAACCCUCACCCAAGAAUGACGUCAUCUCCAAGCUGUGCACAUGUGCCAUCUCGCUGGCCAUCUAUCUGUCUCUGUGCAAGCUGCUCCCAGUCGAGCACUCCAUAGACGAUGACUUUGUCAACUCCACACCAUUCCAUCUUCAGGUCAUCUACCUGUACCUGGCCAUGCUGGCACUGCGGCCAAAGUACUACUUUGUUUGGACACUUGCUGAUGCAAUCAACAACGCUGCCGGAUUUGGCUUCAAUGGAUACAACAAAGAUGGCUCCCCACGGUGGGACCUGAUAUCAAAUCUCAGAAUUCUGGACAUUGAGUUUGCCACCAGUUUCAAGAUGUUCCUAGACAACUGGAAUAUCCAGACAGCGCUUUGGCUCAAAAGGGUUUGCUAUGAGCGCUGUCCCAUCAACCCCACUACUGCCACCUUCCUGCUGUCAGCCAUGUGGCAUGGGGUGUACCCCGGCUACUACCUGACCUUCCUCACUGGCAUUGCCAUGACCAUGGCUGCACGUGCAGUAAGGCACAACAUCAGACCGUACUUUCUGGGCUCUGACUCGUACAAGUGCAUCUAUGAUGUCAUCACGUGGGCAUGGACUCAGGUUGCCAUUAGCUACACAGUGGUGCCAUUUGUCCUCCUUGCUGUGGGACCCUCACUCAAAUUCUACCGGUCUUGGUACUUCUGCUUACACCUCCUGUGUCUGCUGGUGGUGCUGGCCCUUCCUGUCAAAUCGAGACGCCGGCAGGUUAAAGAGCAGCAAGACUGCCUACAGAAGGGCAGGCUACUGGACAACCAGACAGAGUACAACAGCACAGACAACAACUGCAACCAGAAAGACAAGGCCACAUGAGGCUCGGGACGGCGACGCACAGUCCCCUUCAGCAGCAGAAACACUGAGACGAACUACGAAACCACUGAGAGCUGGAGUGUGGGCGAGUCUGUUUACUUGACAAAGAACCAAAUAUCGGAUGCUCUGAAUAUCCUAACAGGGAGAAAACACAACGUCAAUGUCCUGUCCAAACUUCCAGUAGCAAGGAUGACAGCAAUCACACUUCUGACAUGGAAAGGAGACCAGGAUGUAACAAUGGCCACCGUGUAAACUAAUGAGUGAUAGUGGUUACUUUACAUUACAUGAGUGAAAAUGAAGACUUCCAAGCUGCCUUAAACCCUCUAUGUACUGAGUUAUGAUGGCAUGCUGCAAGAACCUAAAUACAGUCACACCAUUGUGGUGUUGGGUCAUGCUCACUGAAUAGAAGUGCAGUAUGUGGAGGGUUUUUGUCAUUGUCUGGAUACACACCUCUGUUAGGGGGAAAUGGAAAAUGUGUUAAUGUAAAAGAAACAUAACCUUUAUCAUCAGCUGCCAAUUUCAAACAGGCCUUAGGAUCCUCAAAAUAUUGUUUGAUCUCUGUCUUUUUUAAAAUCUUUAUUCGAGAAGAAUUCAUAAUGUUCGUGUUUUGUAUUUAGAUGUUUUCGACAACACUAUUUGAAAUCCAUUCUUAAUGAUUUUUUUUUGGGGGGGGGGGGGGUGACUGGAAUUCAAAUUUCGUCCAUCUCCAGCAGUUGAGAGUCUAAAAGAGGCACUUGAGUUACUAAAUGGUUUUUUGUUUUUUAUAUUUUUCAUAUCUGCUGCGUUUUUGACAAACAUAACUCAUCAGAUAAAUGUGUGUUUCAAAGGGAGUUUAUUUAACCUGUCGUGAUGUAGAAUUCUUUUGACUUGGGGUUCAGGGGUGUGAUGAUUUUCUUUUUUUUUUUUUUUU
Molecule: messenger RNA, 2588 nt
Organism: Xiphias gladius (swordfish)
Lineage: Eukaryota; Metazoa; Chordata; Actinopteri; Istiophoriformes; Xiphiidae
Gene: mboat2a
Product: membrane bound O-acyltransferase domain containing 2a
Exons: 13
Coding region: 152-1681 (509 amino acids)
Biological process (GO): lipid modification
Cellular component (GO): membrane
Molecular function (GO): acyltransferase activity
Source: RefSeq, a predicted model, not a curated record